AUGUACCCCGCUGAUGCCGUCAUUGUCAACACCGAGCUCUACGGAGCCAUUGGCCCUUUCAGAACGAUCCAAGCCCACCUCCAUCAUCCCCUUUCCUUCCCUCUUGGUUUUUCUCCUCCCCUACAACCCGGCAGGUUCAUUCUCCACUGGAAGGUCACAACAGGCACGACAGUGAACAUGGCUCUAGAGGCCCAGACACCCGCGGUCUCCGGCGGGUGGUUCGCCGUCGGCUGGUCGGCAACCGGAGCAAUGUACCCCGCUGACGCCGUCAUUGUCAACACCGAAGACUACGGCGACAUUGGCCCGUAUAAAAUGGAGCACGACUCACCGACGGCCAUCAUCCCCUUUGCAAACUUCCUGCUGGGUUCCGCCACCUACACCAGGCCUGCUUCCACGUACCCUGGCGGCGCUACCACGCUUGCCGGCAGCGGCGUUGCCACCUUCUCUCGCAUGGUGGGCACGGGCGACAAGAUCAACUUCGUCAACGGACCCAUGAAGACCAUCUGGGCCUACUCCGACGGCCAAUCAGGCUCCUUCAACGCCGGCCAUGCCGCCCAACCGCUGGGGCACAGGGUGGUGCUGGUGGUGAGUGCUGUGGGGCACAGGGUGGUGCUGGUGGUGAGUGCUGUGGAGCACAGGGUGGUGCUGGUGGUGAGUGCUGUGGGGCAUAGGGUGGUGCUAGUGGUGAGUGCUGUGGGGCACAGGGUGGUGCUGGUGGUGAGUGCUGUGGGGCACAGGGUGGUGCUGGUGGUGAGUGCUGUGGGGCACACGGUGAUGCUGGUGGUGAGUGCUGUGGGGCACAGGGUGGUGCUGGUGGUGAGUGCUGUGGGGCAUAGGGUGGUGCUGGUGGUGAGUGCUGUGGGGCACAGGGUGGUGCUGAUGGUGAGUGCUGUGGGGCACACGGUGGUGCUGGUGGUGAGUGCUGUGGGGCACAGGGUGGUGCUGGUGGUGAGUGAUGUGGGGCACAGGGUGGUGCUGGUGGUGAGUGCUGUGGGGCACAGGGUGGUGCUGGUGGUGAGUGCUGUGGGGCACAGGGUGGUGCUGGUGGUGAGUGCUGCGGGGCACAGGGUGGUGCUGGUGGUGAGUGCUGUGGGGCACAGGGUGGUGCUGGUGGUGAGUGCUGUGGGGCACAGGGUGGUGCUGGUGGUGAGUGCUGUGGGGCACAGGGUGGUGCUGGUGGUGAGUGCUGUCGGGCACAGGGUGGUGCUGGUGGUGAGUGCUGUGGGGCACAGGGUGGUGCUUUUCAUUCGCCAUUGA
Messenger RNA from Closterium sp. NIES-65, 1257 nucleotides. The record is from the annotation of a GenBank genome assembly. Lineage: Eukaryota; Viridiplantae; Streptophyta; Zygnematophyceae; Desmidiales; Closteriaceae.